GUCUAUUAUUGUAAAUAAAUCUAAUUUAUGUAUGAAAGAUCAGUUACCACAGCCCUUUGCUGAAAAAAUAAUUGAUACUAGCAAUUUAGCAACGCAUUUAAUAUAUACUAUGAAUGAUUUAGAAUCUGCGAGCGAUGCCUCGCGUAAAAGAGUUGGGGUUAUUUGGCUUGACAAACCAAAAAAAAUAUGUUUUCUCGUGUUUCCAAAUUCUCAAAGAACGUGUAUUACGCUCAAGAUAUCCCCUCGUCCGAAGGAGAAAUUUAUUGUAAUUCUAAAGACUAUAAGGGGUGAUGAGCCUUUUUCAAUUCAAUCAUGUUAUCGACCGCUACCUUCCCCAACUGUUAAGGAUGAAAUUGCGUAUCCAAUCAAGAUGGUCGUUUGUGCAAACAAAUAUAAUGAAUUACCAGAGAUGUGUAAAAUUCGACCAUAUGUCGGAAUAUAUGGCAAUGAAAAAAUCAUUGAAGUCCAAGAAAUGGUAGCUGCUGUUAAAGCAUUGGGAGGGAUUCAAGACAAGGAGUUUGAAAAUAAUAUGAGUUAUGUUUUAAUUCAUGUAGACAAAAUUAAUCAAAUCAACUAUAUACCUCGUCUCGUUGAAUUAAAACGCACGAAAUGCAAAUUCCUUCAGUUUGGAUGGGAUUCUAUGUCUCCCGAUUCAAAAUUAAAAGAGAUUUUUCCACAGGGUGGGAUAGUUACUGUCACACCAAAGGUUCUAUACUAUCGUGAGGUGAAUUAUCUCGAUAGAAUUUGGGCGAUUAAAAAUUUGCAAAAAAUAGCAAAUAAUGCUAUUUGGAGUAUUCAUAUUCAUCCAAACAUGGUUAAAUGCCUGGAAAGUAUCGCAAAUCAGGAAAGGUGCAAGAGGGCUGUGGAAUCUAGCAUUCAUCUGAAAAGUUUGUAUAAUCUAGGGAGGUUUGAUUAUUUUGAUGACAAUGAAAUUUUGGAAUCCGAGAAAAAUAUAUCUGCCCACUCUUUAUAUAAUGCUAUGUUGCGCCUGCAUAAGAUUUACGCAGGGUAUUUCCGUCAUUUUGUUAUUGUUCAAGAUGAAUCCGAAAUAGAUGAACCAAAUAUUCAAAUACCUGGUGUCGAAAGGAUGACUUUUUCGGAAUUUAGAUCGAUAUUUGGAUCGCAGUGA
Messenger RNA from Racocetra persica, 1129 nucleotides. The record is from the annotation of a GenBank genome assembly. Lineage: Eukaryota; Fungi; Glomeromycota; Glomeromycetes; Diversisporales; Gigasporaceae.